Messenger RNA from Papaver somniferum (opium poppy), 1137 nucleotides. RefSeq names its product EKC/KEOPS complex subunit bud32-like. The record is from RefSeq and is a predicted model, not a curated record. The transcript has 7 exons. Gene Ontology annotation, molecular function: ATP binding; protein serine/threonine kinase activity. NCBI's taxonomy places the organism in Eukaryota, Viridiplantae, Streptophyta, Magnoliopsida, Ranunculales, Papaveraceae. Gene Ontology annotation, cellular component: nucleus; EKC/KEOPS complex; cytosol. The coding region runs from base 182 to 862 and encodes 226 amino acids. Gene Ontology annotation, biological process: protein phosphorylation.
CUUAAAUUCAACAAACGAAGACGCCGUAACUGGUUUAGGGUAACCUGCAUAAACAACUUGAAAGAGAGAAGAAGAACAAUUUGGUGUGCAUAUUUGCACCUGCGCUAAUUGGAGCUCUACACAACUAAACAAGUUACCUUAUUUCCGGGUUACUCGAGUGGUUUUGAAGCGCAGAUUUCUUAUGGAGAUCAACCAGAAUGAGAACACGACAUCACUUGUGUUGCUGAAACAAGGGGCAGAAGCUCGAGUUUUUGAGUCAACUUUUGUAGGAAAGAGAUCCGUUGUUAAGGAACGUUUCUCCAAGAAAUACAGGCAUCCAACUCUAGACUCUAAAUUGACUCUAAAACGCUUGAAUGCAGAGGCACGAUGCAUGACAAAGGCAAGACGACUUGGUGUCUUGACGCCAGUGCUGUACGCUGUUGACCCUGUUAUACAUACUUUAACUUUUGAGUUUGUGGAGGGACCUGCUGUCAAAGAUGUAUUUCUGGAUUUUGGGUUAAAUCGUGUUAGCAAGGAACAGAUUGAUGACAUUGCAACAAAGAUUGGUGGUUCAAUAGGGAAAUUACAUGAUGGUGGAUUGAUUCAUGGUGAUCUGACAACAUCAAACAUGUUACUUCGAAGUGAUAAUAAUCAGCUGGUUCUCAUUGACUUUGGUUUGAGCUUCACAUCAUCGCUUCCCGAAGAUAAAGCUGUAGACCUAUACGUCCUCGAGAGAGCUUUAAUUUCCAUGCAUUCUUCAUGUGGAAAUGUGAUGGAUCAGAUACUAGCCGGUUACAGAAAGUCAUCCAAGCAAUGGUCAUCAACAUUGAAUAAGCUAGCUCAAGUGCGACAGAGAGGCCGAAAACGCACCAUGAUUGGGUGAUUUCCUGUCUGGCUGAAGUACAUAGCGGGGGUGAGAUGAAGAUGGAACAAGAUACCCUUUGUGCACUAGCAAAUCAAACAGUUCCCUGUUGGACUGCUUCUGUUAUUUGCGUUUCAUUUAAUCUUCUUAGAUUUCCUAUUUAGACUCUGAUCAUGAGAUUGAGCUGUAGAUCAUAAGCAAUGUUUUCUAAAUAGAUGUAAUCCUUCUGCACGAUUGAUUGUUUGUUGACUUCUUAAUCCAAUUCUGUACCAUUUGUGGGCAACUGAACUGCUUAA